Molecule: messenger RNA, 1109 nt
Organism: Dendrobium catenatum
Lineage: Eukaryota; Viridiplantae; Streptophyta; Magnoliopsida; Asparagales; Orchidaceae
Product: cytochrome b6-f complex iron-sulfur subunit, chloroplastic
Exons: 5
Coding region: 120-806 (228 amino acids)
Cellular component (GO): plasma membrane
Molecular function (GO): 2 iron, 2 sulfur cluster binding
Source: RefSeq, a predicted model, not a curated record
AAAGUUUUCAAUCAACCAAAGGCUUCUAUCCCAAUCUAUCAGUUCAGUAUUCAAGUCCACCAUUCGAGCACCUAUCUUGAUAACUUCAGAGCAGGAAGAAGGUAUCGCCUCCAGCUUUAAUGGCCUCCGCCACUCUCUCCACUGCUGCUUGCCCUUCUCAGCUCUGCUCCAGUAAAAAUGGAAUUUAUGCACCAUCGCACGCUCUGCUCUUCAAGCCUACAAAAUUUUUGAGCUUGGGGAAGGACAGGAGAAUGAAGAUCGCAUGCCAGGCUACAAGCAUUUCAGCUGAUAGGGUUCCAGAUAUGGGCAAGAGGAAGCUCAUGAACCUUCUUCUUCUUGGAGCACUUUCAUUGCCAACUGGAGCGAUGCUGUUUCCUUAUACCUAUUUCUUUGUUCCUCCUGGUGGGUCAGGUGGUGGUAGCGGAACUUUUGCUAAAGAUGCCCUUGGAAAUGAUGUUGUGGCCGCUGAAUGGCUCAAAAUUCAUGGACCCGGUGAUAGAACUCUCACUCAAGGAUUAAAGGGAGAUCCUACUUAUCUUGUCGUAGAGGCUGAUAGAUCUCUUGCAACCUACGGAAUCAAUGCUGUCUGCACCCACCUUGGUUGUGUUGUUCCAUGGAAUUCGGCCGAGAACAAGUUCAUCUGUCCCUGCCACGGAUCCCAGUAUAACUACCAAGGCAAGGUUGUUAGAGGUCCUGCUCCUUUGUCAUUGGCAUUGGCUCAUGCGGAUAUAGAUGAAGGGAAGGUUUUAUUUGUUCCCUGGGUAGAAACUGAUUUCAGAACCGGUGAAGAUCCUUGGUGGUCCUGAACUCUCUGGACUGUUCAUCAACAAAGAAAAAGAGCAGGAACAAGAUCUGUUUGUUUGAAUAUUCUGUCAUUGAAGAAGAAAAAAAAACAUUAUUUUCCCAAAGCUUCAUGAUGUUGUGUUAGGGAAGAGCAAUGUGGACAUCAAUAUUCUAUUAAUUAGAAAAAGGGAUAAAAAAUGAAUGUUAUGUUUGCAACUUUAAUUACUUGUUUUAAAUGAUAUGCUAUAUGUGAUUACUGCUAAUGAUUUUCUGGGAAUGUAUGGAAAACUGUUAUAUGUUAAAUGGAUAUAAUCAUUCUGCUUUUA